Messenger RNA from Anneissia japonica, 867 nucleotides. RefSeq lists its product as uncharacterized. Bases 16 to 861 code for a protein of 281 amino acids. The record is from RefSeq and is a predicted model, not a curated record. Lineage: Eukaryota; Metazoa; Echinodermata; Crinoidea; Comatulida; Comatulidae. The transcript has 2 exons.
AAAAUUGCUUUUCAAAUGGACCAUUCGCAGACUAUUACCAACUACGACCACCUGCGUGCAGAGUUGUUACCGCCAUACACAGGUGACCAACGUGGUCAGCAACUAGAGAGGGCGCACUCGUAUUUAUUUGAAACAGCAAAUUGGAUGACAACAGCGGAAGAUGCGCGUGGCAGUAAUAUUUUUCUAGCUCCUCACGCGGAGACGUCAAUAGACACAUCUCACGUGGACGGACCUUUUCGGCAUAUUCCGGUAAUCCAAGGAAUUCCUCGACAGAAAUCAUGCAAACAGAAAGUUAUAUCUGAGAACCCAACAGAUUUUGAUAUAACUUCUUUAAAAGGAGGGGACAAUGGAAUGAAUCGGAAAUCUACCAACAAUGAACUGCUGGUAUGUUUGACGCCUAGCGAGACAAUCGAGACUAGGCCUAACCCAAACGCGAACAGCCGGGUCGAAAAUUUCCCAAAUUCCAGUAACGACCGCAACCGAUGCCGUGUGAACAUCACUACCUUACCUGGUUGGACAAAGAACUCGGAAACCAUGACAAUGAACGGAAAGAGUUCCUCAAAGAAAAAGCACAACUUGAAGAAGAGAUGGACCAAGCGCUAUCACGACACAAACUCAAACUCAGAAGCUGAAGGAUCUCCCGGUGAAAUACUGCUGGACAGCGAUACUCUGACAGUAUUGAAGGAAAUAGACAUUUUGAAGAUGGAACAUGAAAAGCUAAAGCAGCAAGUGCGCCUACAGAGGCGGAGGCAGAAACAGAUGAGGCGGGACAUUGGUAUUAUAGGUCAAAUGCUACCUGUACCGACUAUGCCUACAGAGAUUUGGCAGAAUAUUUCACCCGCCCAAAAAAAUUGUGAAUAAAAGUUU